GCAAGUUUGCACACAAAUUUCACACGUAAAAGUAUUUUAUUUUAUUUUGAAUGUGAAAUUAAUUUUGGUAUUUAAAGAGAAAAGUAAGCAGUGUUUAAGUGAUUUAGAACGAGUAUGAUGACAUAGAGCACCAUCUCACAAUAAAAUAAAGACUAAGAACACAUUUUCAAAUUUGGCGGGGUUUAAGGGAUGCACUGCGCAGCGCGUCGAUGUCCUUGGCUCGCCAAGAUAUUUGAUAUGGAUUAAAGGUAUUCAUCAUGUUGGCGGCUGCUCUGAUACUCGUGGUGCUCGUCGCCCUGUACCUGCACGGUACAAAAACAUUCAGAUAUUGGGAGAAGAGAGGAAUCAAAUAUGAAAAACCCGUGCCAUUUAUAGGCACCUACUUACCGGUGAUGUUCAGAGUGAAGAGCAUGGCACAACUAGCUGUUGACUUGUACUGGAAAUAUCCCAACAAAAGAGUCGUAGGUUGCUAUAGACUAAUGCGACCGGAACUAGUGGUUAGAGAUCCAGUACUUGUAAAACAAAUUCUUGUAACAGAUUUCGUCUAUUUUAAUGAAAGAGGUUUCAACACACAUAAAACUUACAUAGAACCACUAUCGAAAAAUCUGUUCUUCAUUGAUGGUGACAUUUGGAAGCUCUUACGACAACGCAUGACGCCCGCAUUUACAAGUGGAAAGAUAAGAGCGAUGUUUCCACUUAUCGUAGAAAGAGCUGAGCGGUUACAGAACAAUGCAAUAAAUGUACCGUCAACUGGAGGAGUGCUGGACGCGCGGGAAAUAAUGGCGCGCUACACUACCGACUUCAUCGGAGCUGUCGGGUUCGGUCUAGAUUCAAAUUCACUCAUUGAAGAAGACUCAGCAUUUAGAAAACUCGGUGCUGAAAUUUUCAAGUUUACCAUUAGUCAAGCAGCAAAACAAUUGCUCAAGGAGUUUUUUCCUGAAACAUUCAAAAACAUAAAAAUAAUGUCGAAAAUAGAAGAUGAUGUAUUCGUACUAGUACGAAAUAUACUUCAAAAAAGAAACAACAAACCGAGUGGAAGAAAUGACUUUAUCGACCUAUUGCUUGAAUGCAAGGAAAGGGGAAACAUGGUAGGAGAUUCUAUAGAAAUGACAAACGCUGAUGGUACACCUAAAGAAGUAUCGAUAGAACUAUCAGAAGCUCUAAUGGUUGCUCAAGUGUUUGUGUUCUUUGCUGCUGGCUUCGAGACAUCUGCUUCCUCUACAAGUUAUACUCUACAUGAACUGGCUUAUCAUCCAGAAGAGCUAGUAAAAGUACAACAGGAAAUCGAUAGAGUUUUAGCAAACUACAACUAUAAGCUAUGUUAUGAUGCAAUUUAUGAAAUGAAUUAUUUGCAAUGCGCUUUUAAAGAAGGAAUCCGUAUUAUGCCAUCGUUAGGUUACUUGCAAAGAAAAUGUGCUCGUCGAUACACAUUUAAAGAUUUGGACCUGUCAAUAGACGAAGGGGUUUCGAUAGUAAUUCCUCUACAAGCUAUGCACAAAGACCCCGCAUAUUUUUACGAUCCAGAUUCAUUCCGGCCGGAGCGUUUCCAGACAGACUUUAUCAACCCUAUGACGAAACAAAUCUUUUUGCCCUUUGGGGACGGCCCUCGAGCAUGCAUUGGUGAGCGAUUGGGUAAAAUGCAGUCUCUGGCGGGUCUAGCGGCGGUGCUGUCGCGCUACUCGGUUGAACCCGCGCCGGAAUCGUUGCGCCAUCCAAAAAUUGAUCCCACAUCGAAUAUAGUGCAGGCCGUCAUCGGUGGUAUACCUUUGUUGUUCCGUCCAAGGACUGCGUAACAGCGCCUAAUGCCAGUUAUAAGAAAUUUGUCAAAUUAUGUUUUCACCAAGUAAUCUAGAAUGAAAAUAGGUGUAAAUAUAAGUAUUCUUAUUACUUUUCUAGAAAAAGAACUUAAAACCGAUGUAAAAAAAACUACAAAGUCUCAUCAAGUUGUGUGCGAGCAUACAAAGGUUAUUUUUUAUUUUGAUAAGGCGGCAUACGAGCGAUCGGCCACCUGUUAUUUCCAAAAAAGCGAAGUGACCGCUACUCAUAGAUAUCCGCAAUUACAGAUGCGUUACCUUCCCAUCCUUUCCUUAUAAGAAAAGAAAAGAAAAGAAACGGAAGGGAAAGGGACUUAAAUUAGGCUUCCGUAAACUUCUUUUCAGGAUAGAUCACCAUUCUAAGUGUGAAAUCACACUUUUCAUAAACAUGCAACAAACUCUUAUCUAAGAUAACGACAUGACUACAAACAGUCAAAGUCCAUAUUCCAAACACUGGACUUUGUCCCUUCGUAUCUAUUAUCUACAGUUUAAUUUAUUUCGCAAUGUUUUUUACAUUUUUCGUAAUAAAGAUAUUGACAUGAUGAGUACUAUUUUAUUAUACCUGAUUCACAAAAA
Molecule: messenger RNA, 2390 nt
Organism: Papilio polytes (common Mormon)
Lineage: Eukaryota; Metazoa; Arthropoda; Insecta; Lepidoptera; Papilionidae
Product: cytochrome P450 6B2-like
Exons: 4
Coding region: 258-1793 (511 amino acids)
Molecular function (GO): iron ion binding; heme binding; monooxygenase activity
Source: RefSeq, a predicted model, not a curated record